Aspergillus fumigatus Af293 is the source of this 1041-nucleotide messenger RNA. RefSeq lists its product as uncharacterized. Gene Ontology annotation, molecular function: SNAP receptor activity. Gene Ontology annotation, cellular component: endoplasmic reticulum; SNARE complex. Gene Ontology annotation, biological process: retrograde vesicle-mediated transport, Golgi to endoplasmic reticulum. Lineage: Eukaryota; Fungi; Ascomycota; Eurotiomycetes; Eurotiales; Aspergillaceae. The record is from RefSeq and is a predicted model, not a curated record.
AUGACUCUCACAACCUUCCCCCAGAUCUCAUCAACAGCACCCACAUCCCCCGAUCUUAAAAUCCUUAACCUCUCUCGCCUCCUCACCCGCCUGGAAUACAACCUGCUCUCCCAAUCCGCAGACCUCAAAUCUCUCCGACGAAACGAAUACCAGCGCAUGCGCAUAGCAGCCAACGUCGAGUACGCCCGCACCCUCCUUUCACAGCUCGAACGCACUCUCCCUACUCUCAAACCCCUCGACCGCCGCCACGAUCUCCAAACAGACCUCACGCGAAAGCGACAAACACUCAAGCUCCUCCAGGAUGUAUUGGACAGGAGUGCUGCUGAAGCGGAAAUGCGCCAAUCUGCCGACCCCGACCUAGACUCUGACGAAGAGGACGAGAUAAUCCUCGAUGGUGAGGAGGAAGAAGCGGUAACAGUCACGCCCGAGGCGGGGAGCACAUCAUCCGCAUCAGAAGGGAACAGGGAUGCUGUCUCCGAGGAAGCGAGGGAGCAGAUGCACGCCGAAGCGGAAGGCGAGGCUGAAUUCGAGAUGGAUAUCUCCCAGACUACAUCGCAGAAUACUGCGUUAACAACGGCAACACCACAACCAUCAGCGACAGCAACAGCAGCAGCAGCAACACCGACACUGCGGCACCGACAUCAGAGUGGCCCUACUGCUGUAACAGACUCCACAGCAAUUGCCACUGGCUCCGCGACCUCAACUUCCAAGCUCCAAGAAACAGAGCAGACGCUCGAUGCCCACCGUGCCGAGCAAGAAGACCUCACCACCUCCCUGCUUUCCCUUGCGACGCAGCUCAAGGCUUCUUCGCAGGCAUUCCAUUCCAGUCUGGAGGCGGAGAAGUCGGUGUUGGCGCGCGCGGUCGAAGGUCUCGACCGGACGACCACCAAUAUGGGCGCCGCUGAGAAGAGGAUGGGGAUGUUGCGGCGCAUGACUGAGGGGAAAGGCUGGUUGGGGCGGAUGAUGCUAUAUGCUUGGAUUUUCGGUCUGUGGAUUGUGGCAGUGUUGAUUGUGUUUCUCGGACCGAAGUUGCGACUUUGA